Molecule: messenger RNA, 4641 nt
Organism: Lachnellula hyalina
Lineage: Eukaryota; Fungi; Ascomycota; Leotiomycetes; Helotiales; Lachnaceae
Product: Vegetative incompatibility protein HET-E-1
Exons: 4
Coding region: 1-4641 (1546 amino acids)
Biological process (GO): negative regulation of transcription by RNA polymerase II
Cellular component (GO): nucleus; transcription repressor complex
Molecular function (GO): protein binding
Source: RefSeq, a predicted model, not a curated record
AUGAACAAGAAGCUGGUGAAGCAAUCUCGGAGCAAUGUAGAGAGAUAUUGCCUGACAUUUGCCUUACAUACGAGGCAAAAGGUUCGUACUUCAAAGUUUCAAGGCCAAUGUACGAUCCGGGGUCUCUGUUCCUAUCAUCUUCUUUCCAAAUACUUCGGUUUUCUUGUCAACGACAAGAGCAAAUCAUUGGACACCGAUUUCGGUUAUCUUAUCUAUGUCUUCCAGAAUUUGGGGUUGUGCAACUGGCCGAUUUUGCGCGCUUCCAGUCAUCCUGAACAAGAUAAUUCUCCAACCUUCUCCCCACUUCAUGUCGAUACAAAUGUGACGGCCCAUCAGUUACCGAGAACCCUUCCGGCUACGAUCCUCGAACCUGGUCGAACGAUGCGUCUGCUACAGUCAGAUGGCGAUGACAACCUGAGCCUGGUCGAGUUCUUUGGAGACGACAUGCCCAAAUAUGCUAUACUUUCACACAGAUGGGAAACGGGGGAAGUCACGUUUAAAGAUAUGAUGGACGGCACGAGUAAAAGCAAGGCUGGCUACGGUAAGAUACAGUUCUGCGGAGCACAGGCGAGGCGUGAUGGCCUGGAAUACUUCUGGGUAGACACAUGCUGUAUCGACAAAUCGAGCAGUGCCGAGCUCUCUGAAGCUAUCAACUCUAUGUUUCGUUGGUACCAGAAGGCGACUAGAUGCUACGUUUACUUAUCCGAUGUUUCGAUACGAAAGCGGAAAGAAAGUGAUAGGUCUGCCGAGUAUACUUGGAAAUCUGCUUUCCGAGCAAGCAAAUGGUUUACACGAGGCUGGACCUUACAAGAGCUCCUUGCUCCAAGAUCAGUGGAAUUCUUCUCCCGGGAGAGCAAUCGACUCGGUGAUAAAGAAACUCUCGAGCAGCAAAUCCACGAGAUUACGGGAGUCCCUGCCACGGCGCUUCGAAAAAGCCCUCUCUCCCAGUUCGACGUCGAUGAGCGAUUCUCCUGGGCAAAAAGUCGACAAACCACACGCGCGGAAGACAAGGCAUAUUCGCUUUUUGGCAUUUUCGAUGUCCAGAUGCCACUACUUUAUGGCGAAGGAGAGGUCAAGGCGUUUCAGCGACUGCGAGACGCAGUCGAUAAACCUUUCAAGGGUCCUGAGAAAGACCUACUCAGCCUCCUCCCCUUUGCAAUAAAUGCACCCUUCAACUCCCGCGACCACGAACACGAACCUGCCUGCCUUCCUGAAACGCGCGUCGACCUUCUACAAGAGAUAUAUGGCUGGGCUGAUGGAAGAGAUGGGCAAGAUGAGCAACGUAUCUUCUGGCUCAACGGCCUGGCUGGGAUGGGAAAGUCAACCAUCUCCCGCACUGUCGCGCACGAAUACAACAAGCAGAAGCGUCUUGGAGCCAGCUUCUUCUUCUCGAAGGGUGGUGGAGAUGCGGGUCAUGCUGGCAUGUUCUUUACAACUCUAGCGGCGCAGCUCGCUAGAGUUGUGCCAUCCCUUCGGCAGUACAUCUGUGAGGCUGCUAAGAACCGGAACGAUAUUGCAAGCCUGUCCCUCUCGGAGCAGUGGCAUCAGCUUGUUCUCAAUCCACUAUCAAAUCUACACAGCGAGUCAUGUCAGACUUACAUUAUUGUUGUCGACGCGCUUGAUGAGUGUGAGGUUGAUAAAGAUGUCCGGAUCAUUCUGCAGCUUCUAGCUGAAGCUCGAUCGUUGACGACAGUACAGCUUCGCAUCUUUUUGACGAGCAGACCUGACGUUCCAAUUCGACACAGCAUACGUGCUAUCCCACAAGCCGAACACCAGGACUUCGUACUCCACAACAUACAGCCAGCAAUUAUCAACCAUGAUAUCUCUCUUUUCUUGGAACACCAUCUAGGGAUGAUAGGGCGAGAGUGGACUCUUGGAUCCGAAUGGCCAGGCGGAGAAGUUCUUAGACAGCUGGUUGAACAUGCUAGUGGGCUCUUUAUCUGGGCGUCGACGACGUGUCGGUUCAUCCGUGAGGGGAGGCGAUUUGCACGCAAGAGACUGGACACAAUUCUCAAGGGUAGCAGUAGUGCUGUUACUGCACCAGAGAAACACCUUGAUGAAAUCUAUCUUGCUGUCCUCAAGUACUCGAUCUCCUCGGACUAUUCGGACGAAGAGAAAGAAGAGGCAUGCCAUAUUUUGAAGCACACCGUUGGAAGUAUAGUGGUGUUGCUCUCACCUCUUUCUACCUCUUCGCUCAGCAGGCUACUACGCCUUUCAAAGGAAGAAGUGGACCAGACACUUGGAGAUCUUCAUGCGAUCCUUGAUAUUCCAGAGGCUCCAACUUACUCAAUCCGCCUACACCAUCCUUCAUUUCGCGACUUCCUCCUCAAUCAAGAUCGAUGUGGAGAUUUUUGGGUGAAUGAGAAGGAGGCCCACCAGAUGUUAGCUACGCGGUGUAUACAAUUGAUGUCCCAGACACUCAAGGAAGACGUUUGCGAAAUGCAUGCUCCAGGUAGUCGCCCCAGCCAAGUUGAAAGCAGUCGUCUUCAAAAAUGCCUUCCGCUUGAAGUUCAAUACGCAUGCCUCUACUGGGUACAGCAUCUGCAAAGGGGUAAUUCUCAGGUUUGUGAUAGCGAAGAAGCCCACUGGUUUUUGCAGGCUCAUUUACUGCACUGGUUUGAAGCGCUUGGCUGGAUGGGGAAGGCUUCAGAAGGAGUUCAAGCAAUACUUGCUUUAGAGGCUUAUAUUCCUUUUGACAGAAGUCCCAAGUUGUACGCAUUCAUUUACGACGCUAAGCGAUUUGCCUUAUAUAACCGAUCUAUCAUUGAACAAGCACCCCUCCAGUUAUACUCUUCAGCCCUUAUCUUCGCCCCAGAGAUGAGCGUUAUUCGGAGACAAUUUGAAGGUUCUGUCCCGACUUGGAUUCAGAGGAAACCCAAAGUACAAGCAUAUUGGAAUGCUGCAUUGCAUACGCUCGAGGGCCACACUGGUUCGGUCGAGUCAGUAGCCUUCUCAUGGGACGGCAAGCAGGUCGUGUCUGGUUCACGAGAUAAAACAGUGCGGCUCUGGGACGUGGCUACGGGAACACUGCUCCAAACGCUUGAAGGCCACACUGACUGGGUCUAUUCCGUGUCCUUCUCACGUGAUAGUAAGCAAGUCGUAUCUGGAUCAUUGGAUUGGACAGUGCGGCUUUGGGACGUGGCUACGGGAGCAUCACUCCAGACGCUCAGGGGCCAUACUAAACUAGUCUCUUCUGUUGGUUUCUCAAGCGAUGGCAAACAGAUUAUAUCUGGAUCACUCGAUCAAACGAUACGGCUUUGGGACGCGACUAUGGGAGCACUGCUCAAAACGCUCGAAGGCCACACUGGUUCGGUCAAGUCAGUAGCCUUCUCAUGUGAUGGCAAGCAUGUUAUAUCUGGAUCAGGCGAUUAUACAGUGCGGCUUUGGGACGCGACUACGGGAGCACUGCUCAAAACGCUUGAGGGACACACUGGCGCGGUCAAUUCCGUGUCUAUCUCACGUGAUAGCAAGUGUGUUUUGUCUGGAUCUGAUGAUCAGACAUUACGGCUCUGGGAGGCGGCUACGGGAGCACUGCUCCAGACGCUCGAGGGCCAUAGUAGCAAUGUUUUAUCGGUGGCCUUCUCACGCGAUGAUAAGAAGGCUGUGUCUGGAUCAGUCGAUCGUACAGUGCGGCUUUGGAAUGUGGCUACAGGAGUACUGGAUCAGACACUCGAGGGUCACACUGACUGGGUCUAUUCCGUGUCCUUCUCAAGUGACAGUAAUCAGGUCGUAUCUGGAUCAGGCGAUCAGAUGGUGCGUCUCUGGGAUACGGCCACAGAAGCAGCGCUUCAGAUGCCCGAGGGUCACACUAGCCAAAUUUGUUCUAUAGCCUUCUCACAUGAUGGCAAGCAAGUUAUAACUGGAUCAGGCGAUUAUACAGUGCGGCUCUGGGACGCGACUACAGGAACACUGCUCAAAACGCUCGAUGGCCACACUAGCAGGGUCCUAUCAACAGCUUUUUCAUAUGAUAGUAAGCAAAUUGUGUCUGGAUCCGAGGAUAAAACAGUACGGCUCUGGGAUACGGCUACGGGAGUAUUACUCCAGAUAUUCGAGGGCCAUACUGACGGGAUCUAUUCCGUGUCCUUUUCAAGUAAUGGCCAUCAAGUCGUAUCUGGAUCAGGGGAUUGGACGGUGCGACUUUGGGACGCGGCAACAGGAGCCUUACUCCAGAUACUCAAGGGCCACACUGGCUUGAUCUCGUCAGUUACCUUCUCAUACGAUUGCAAUAGAAUCAUAUCUGGAUCAUGGGAUUGGACAGUGCGGCUCUGGGAUGCGGCUACAGGAGCAUUGCUCCAGAUAAAGGGCCAUAUCAACUCAGUCUCGUCUGUAGUCUUCUCACGCGACGGCAAACAGGUUAUAUCUGGAUCUGAUGAUGGGACGGUAUGGCUCUGGGACGCGGCUACGGGGGCAAUACUCCAAACGCUAGAGAGCCAUAGUGCCUUUUCCCCUAGCGGUAAGAUAUGUCCCACCUUGCAAGUAUCUGGUCAAUGGGUAUUAGAAGGUAACACGAAGAUUUUGUGGCUGCCUCCCGAUCAUCGCCAAUGUCAAUUAGCCACGUGGAACAGAUAUCUUGUUUUAGGGCAUUCUUCAAGGAGAAUAUCAUUGUUCUACUUUAACAAAGCAGCACAACUUGUCAUGUAA